UUCCGUCCCAGCCAUUGUUGGUGGUUGCGCACGAGGUCAAAAGGCUGAACGAAACCGUACCUGCGGCCGAACGCCAACUUCACGUCUGAGCCACUACUUAUAUUGGAUUUGGGGGCUUCGACUGUGCUUAUAAGACACGCAAUCCUAGCUGUGUUGUCUGUCGCUUCGUAUACGCCUCAUUUGGGCGCUUCACACCAGAAUUGUCGAGUCAUUUUUCAACAACUUACUUUAUUACGAUGGCUGAGGAAGACAUACGGGAUACGAGGGCUUCAACCCCUCCAUCAGACCAGUUUCUUGCUGCACCUGUUAUCAACGUUGGUCGUGGUCGUUCUUCGUCUGCCGCUCCUUCGUUUCGAUCAUUUCAGUCACACAUAACCACUUUCGAGGAGAAAGAAGACAUCCAAAGUGUUGACAGUCUGCACUCCAACGGAAUACAAGUGCAGCGGCAGCAGACAUUCAAGAUUGGACGCAGUGUGAGCCUCAUGGAUCGUGUCAAGGGCGUUUUUUUCCCGAGCACUCUGAUGGCGAAGAUCGAGAACUCCAUCGAAGUGGUGAAGUCUGAUGUUCCAAAUGAUGAAAUGUUCCAUCGCCAGCCAUCGCCCUGGAUAGUGGAUGUGCAUGUCUCGCGAAAAGCCAACAGCAGGGAUCACCACAAGACGCUGUGCCUUCUAGAUACAGGUUGUUUGCAUGGUAACAUUGUAUCGAAGGAGCUUGUAGAGACUCUUGGCUUCACAGAGACUGACUAUCAAGAGCUUAGCGAAUUGGAGCGCCAGGGCGGAGUCACAAUGUCUGGCGAGCCUUUUCUUGUUGAAGCUGCCAUCUUUCUCUCGUGGCAUCACAACUCGAGUCUCAAAAGAUUCCAUCGGAUGCGGUUCUUGGUAGCAUCCCAUGGGAAGAAUUUCGACAUGAUCAUUGGCGCGCAGACCAUAUGCAAGUACGAGCUCAUGUCACGCCCAGUGUUCGGCCUGGACAACGGCAUUGUCAAAUCUAGUGGCAGCGGUAAGCAUUGGAAUCGAUAUUUCACGGCGCCUCUGAGAAACUGACCUAUCUAGCAAACAAGGCUGAAACCGUGCUGACGAAUGAGAGAGGCACGUUGCAAAGCGAUGUCGAAGAUUUGCAAGAGUUGAUAGACGAAGAGAAGAGUCUAGAAA
This is a messenger RNA of Boeremia exigua, 1151 nucleotides long. RefSeq lists its product as uncharacterized. Bases 237 to 1043 code for a protein of 268 amino acids. The transcript has 3 exons. NCBI's taxonomy places the organism in Eukaryota, Fungi, Ascomycota, Dothideomycetes, Pleosporales, Didymellaceae. The record is from RefSeq and is a predicted model, not a curated record.